Messenger RNA from Platichthys flesus (European flounder), 523 nucleotides. RefSeq lists its product as uncharacterized. The record is from RefSeq and is a predicted model, not a curated record. The transcript has 2 exons. Bases 10 to 390 code for a protein of 126 amino acids. NCBI's taxonomy places the organism in Eukaryota, Metazoa, Chordata, Actinopteri, Pleuronectiformes, Pleuronectidae.
UUUGAGCGUAUGAUGCACCGUGGUCGACGCACCUGUGCGCACAAUAAACCCAGCCCGGUACCGCCUGGUCCCCCUCUACCUCCUCCUCCUCCCCCUCCUCCUCCUCCUCCGCCGCCGCCGCUCCAGCACCGUGAGCAUCUCAAACACACCAGCCUGGAUUUUACCAAACUACGCCUCUGUGGAGUUUACUGCUGGAUUUUAGCACUUGGAUACUCUCGGUGGUCUGUGGAGGUAAGUGAUGGAAUUGAGAGAGGCCAGCGGAUCCAUUGUGAGCUCAAUUUCCCAGCAGACAACAUGAAGGAGGAAAUUCUACUCGCGCUGAUAGACAGAGAGGUCUUUCCCAUCAGACCUUACACCAUGAGUGUUGAUAACAUCUCUUUUGAAGAGUAAAAAAAUAUUAAAAUAUCACCACCUCCUCCCCUCUCCCACUCCUUUCAUUUACCCUACAGAGGAAAACAACAAUUCCUUCACACAACCACCCUGCAACUACUGGACAAUUCACAGAUGUAACUGACCUUACGAC